CAUUCUCAAAUCAAUCUCUCUCAUUCUCAUCUAUUUAUCAUCUCUCAAAACAAAAACAUGUCAAGUAAGAGAGGACCCAAUUGGAAAGCUCAUGAAGAUGUAAACUUGUGCAAAUCUUGGAUAUCAAUAUCUGAAGAUGGAGCGGUUGGCAUCAAUCAAAAGAGCACGAGAUUAUGGGAAAGGGUGGAGAGGGAAUUUCGAAGAAGCGAUCCUACAACAAUUCGUACUACGGAUUCAAUGGAAUCCCGACUGAGACUUAUCAGUAACAAGUGUAAAGUUUGGAAGGGAGCUUUGCAGAGGGCGGAGAGGAGUCAAACGAGCGGUACCAACCAAGUUGAUGUGGAAUUUGUAGCAAGACAGAUAUAUAAGGAAGAGAAUGGGGACAAAGCCUUUGAACAUGAGCAUUGUUGGGUCAUCCUUCGAAAUUGCCCAAAGUGGUAUUGUGACCCUCAAUUGGUUGUCGGUCCAAUUCCACCUAUGGGUCAAGGUUCUCAAGGUUCUCCCAUAGGUAUUGGUUCUCAAUCCUCCCCUGUGGAAGGUCUCGACGACAUACCAGACGAGGGAGCUACGCCUUUCGUGCUGUCUCGCCCUGAAGGACGCGACAAACAAAAGGCAGCAAAAAAGAAAGGUAAGGUAGUUGCAGAGUCGUCAGACAUGUACACUACUCAACUGCUAGAGUUUGGUAAUGAUAUGAGAGAGAGGCAAAAGUCGAGGAUGGAGUACGAAAAUAGAAAAAUUAAUCUUCAAGAGAGGAGACUAGAGAGGGAAGCCGAGGAAUGGGCAUACAAGAGGCAAGUGAGGGUGCAGGAAGCGGAACAAUGGGCUCUUGAGAAGAAAGAGAGGGAGGCCGCAAUACUUCAACAAAAUAUGAAUAUUCUGGAGAAGGAUUUGUCAAAGAUGACACCAAGAAAGAAGAAAUUUUGGAGGAGUAAACAAAAUGACAUCUAUGGGUACGAUCAAGAUGAUCCCAACUCUAAUCCAGGAGAUGGCGGAGAUGGAGAUGCAAGUGGUGGAGGAGAUGGAGAUGAAAGUGGAGGUGAUUACUUUCCUGUUAUGGAUUAUGAUUAGAAGAAGGUCCUAUGUGUACUAAUUGAGGCUUUUAUUGCUUUAUGUGGUGUGUUGUGUGUUGUAUUUGAACUUUGAGCAUUUUCAUGUGUAAUAAAAAAACUAGUCGUUA
Linum trigynum is the source of this 1177-nucleotide messenger RNA. The record is from the annotation of a GenBank genome assembly. NCBI's taxonomy places the organism in Eukaryota, Viridiplantae, Streptophyta, Magnoliopsida, Malpighiales, Linaceae.